AUGGCGCAGAAGAAGUCGCGGGAUCCCCACGCAGCAGCGGAGGUUUGGAGAAAAGUCCUGGAGAAGCAUCACCACCAGCGCGAGACGCGCAACUACGAUCCCGAUGCCCACAAGGACCUUGAGGCCGAGGAUCACUCCGAGCCUCCGGCAGGAGCUGCGCCUGAAGGCGCCGCGGAGGCGUUGCUGCAACGUCAGGCGCGGAGCUCGAGGAAGGAAGCGGAAGAGGCUUCAGAGCAGCUCUUGGAUGAUAGCCUUUCCAGCAAGUUUCUCAAGGACCUGUAUUCGUCCACGGUCGGCAAGGCGGUCGAGAAAGUGGAUGGCACAGGACUGACGGGUGGGGCUUUGAAAGACGCAUUCAACCAGGUCAAGGAAAAGGGCAAUCUCAAAGCAAUUGAGUUUGUUCAGAAGACGGUGAUCGACACCGUCGACAAGGCAAGGAUCAUUCUCAUGGCCUUCAAAGGCUUCGAGUUCUCGGAGAACUGCAACGCCGAGGUGCCAAGCUUCAGGUACGAAUCCCACGGUCGCCCCCGUUAUAUCAUCAACUUCGGCAACCUGGAUUGCGAGGUCACGCUCGUUGGGAAAAAGAUCGAGCUCUUCAAAACCAACUGGCAAGAAGCAAGCGUGUACUUGCCGAAUCCGUUGGACCACUUGCCGGAGCAGAUCCGUACGGUUGCUAGGGCAAGUGAGGAGACGGUCACCAAGCUCGUAGACAUGUCUGGGCAGUUGUUGAACACCGCCGACUGCAACGGAGACACCUUCCGCUGCAUGGCCAAACGUGUCGCAACUUACGUCAUGCAGUUCGAGCCACCUAUGAACUUCUUGCCUCAUCAACUUCAUACGGUUGUCAAUGCAGGCCAGGAGGCGGUCGACAGGCUGUUCAGCAUGAUGACGGAUCUUCUGAACACAGCCCACUGCGAUCGAGGCAACACCUUCGACUGCAUGGCACAGCACAUCUUUCACUGGCUGCCCCAGCAGUUGCACACAGUUGUGAAUGCGGGCCAGGAGGGUGUCGACAGGCUGUUCAGCAUGAUCCGUGAUCUUCUGAACACAGCCCACUGCGAUCGAGGCAACACCUUCGAAUGCAUGGCACAGCACGUCUUUCACUGGCUGCCCCAGCAGUUGCACACUGUUGUCAAUGCGGGCCAGGAGGGUGUUGACAGAGUCUUCGCGAUGAUCCGUGAUCUUCUGAACACCGCUAACUGCAACAGAGGCGACAUUUUCCACUGCAUGGCCAAGCGUGUGGCAGGCCACGUCAUGCAGUUCGAGCCGCCGCUGAAGUUCAUGCCCCUUCCGGUUGGCGUUCUUGCCGGCUCGAAUGUCAACUCCGUCAAGAGCUUGAUGGCCAUGGGGGAUGACCUGAUGGAUUGCCAAAACAUCGAGUCCGGCCAUGAAGUCAUGAAAUGCCUAGGCUUCAAGAUGAUGGAGCGGGUACCUCCUCUGAGCUACUUGAACCAGCUAGGUGACGUGAUCGGUGAGUAUCUCGAGUUCUUCGCCAAGGCGGGCACUUCCUUGGCAAUGAAGGCUCUAAAGGGAGGCACUUCCCUUAUCGAGAAGGCCAGUGUGUCCCAAUUCCCGCCCGUCGGAAACAUGCCGGUGCGGCACCAGCAGGGGAAUCUGGUCGUGGAGGUGCACUCGCAAAAAAUGCACCCCUCGCUGUUGCAGUUCGUUUCGGGACAGGGGCAGCAGGGAGUGCCAAUGCCAGCAUUUCAGCCUGGUGGUGAUGUCCACCUCUCCAGUUUGAUCACCCAGUUCAAUGGCAGGGAGGCCAAUUCGGAGACUUGCCUGGCUUUUGCUCCCCGAACCAAGAACGGGGCCCAUGCUGGCAACCACCAGGAAGCGACGAAAGACGACUGGACGCCGGCAAAGAAGGAGGACUUCGUCCAGCUGGAGCCCUGGGCGGUGCCCUGCGACAACACCUGGAUGAAGGAGAACUGGAACAAGUGGCAGGGGUACUCCUUCUACACGGGCGAGCUGGCAGUCGAGAAGUGCCUGUCAGUGACGUUCGUAGUGAAGAUCCAGCCUGUAGUGGCCGCCAUCUUGGGCUUGAGUUUCGAGAUUCUGCCGGAAAAACUCUUCGAGGUGAUCACCACGGUGUGUUGGCCGAACCAGAUGCCGGGUGGCCUCGACUUGUCCGUCCUUCGUUCGGAGAUCAAAACCGCCGGCCACAUGCUCUUCAGCCGGACCCUAAGGCUUGCGAAGCGUUUCGGCGAUCGUACAGACUUCGAAUGGAAGAACCUGGGCACCGGAUACCAAACCUGGAGAUCCCCGCUUGGUGUCGCCAAAGGGGAGAGCAGGUCUGCGAUUGAAGACAUGUCGCUUCUGGACAGCAACCGUAGUGAUCAAGCAGAAGGCGGUGGUGCAAAGACGGAGUCCUGGUACUGGAGGACAGAGCCCGAGGAAGUCUACCUGGCCUCCAUCGACUAUGGCGACUCCAUGGAGCCCAAUAGGACCUGGGAGGUGCGAGGAGAGGACACUCUGCUUCGGUUGAGCAAAAUGCAGGAGGCUCGCAAGCAGGACGGGGAGGAAGUCAUCGAGCUCUUCAGCUUGAAGGGGAAUUCGGGCAGGUCGAACUUCCACAUCCAAGGCCUCCUCGAUGGCAACGUCGUGGAGUUGGGUGUCCAGAUGGGUUUCGGACCCUUCCAGAGCCCAAGUCGGAGAGUUCGUUUGGCUGACAUUGGAGAGCAGUUCGCUGCCGUCCUGACCGCAAUCCCUUGGAUCUCUGUCGAAACGAAGAAGACGGCCAUUGCAGCGUUGAAGGACUUCUGGCCAGGGCACGACGAGCUUGUGGGGCCCGAGCCAGCUGACAAGUCUUCCAUGGUGGCCUGGUUCAAGAGCGAAGAUGCCGACUCAGCUUGGAACAGCUCCGUGGGCAGCUGGCAGGCUCGUGUGACGAAGGGCAGCGUCACGAAAAAGGUCGAGGCCGGGCACGGCGCCACAUAUCCGGUUGUCUACCUCACCGGCGACACCAACACCGGAAUAGACUUCGGCCAGAUCAUGAAGCCGGACUUCACCAUCUGCUCCGUCACGCGAUACCUCGGAGGAGAAGGAGGAGUAAACAAGCAAAUCCUCCAGCACGAUCAGUGGCACUGGUUUCAUGGUCACUGGGGGGGACAUGUGGGGGUUGCACACUACAACCACUGGGUGACCCAUCCUCACGGUCCACAUUGGCGGCAGCAUCCGGGCUUGACUGGCUGGCUGGUGAUGUGUGGCAACAGCGCGGGGGUUGUCUUCAGGGGCAAGGAGAGGAGGAAUGUCGGAGAGACCGCGGCACUCAAGUCGCCUGGAGAUGCCCACUUGUACAUCAACGAGGGCCAUACCGGGGAGUCAUCGGACUUUGGCGUCAUGGAGGUCAUCGUUUGGAACCGGGCACUCUCGGAAGACGAGAUGUGGACCAGCAUGGAGUACCUGAACGCGAAGCUCGGGCCCCUUGAGCCCCAACCAGCUGACCAGUCGUCCAUGGUGGCCUGGUUCAAGAGCGAGGAUGCCAGCGCAGCUUGGAAAAGCGCGGUGGGCAGCUGGCAGGGUCGCGCGACGAGGGGCAGCCCCACCACAAAGGUCGAGGCCGGGCACGGUGCCAAAUUUCCGGUCGCAUACCUCACCGGCGACGUCCACACCGGAUAUGACUUCGGCCAGAUCAUGAAGCAGGACUUCACCAUCUGCUCGGUCACUCGCUAUGUCGAAGGAGGAGUACAGAAGAGAAUUCUCCAGCACAACCAGCCGAACUGGCUUCAUGGCCACUGGCAUGGGAAAGUGGGGGUUACGCAUUACAACACGUGGGUGAACGAGGAGGGGCAGCUCACGGGCUUGACCGAUUGGUUGGUGCUGUGUGGCAACAGCGCAGGGGUUGUCUUCCGAGGCCAAGAAAGGAAGAACCUUGGACAGCACACACCGGUGAAGUCAAGCCCAGAUGCCCACCUGUACAUCAACGACGGCCACUUUACGGAGUCUUCGGACUUUGGCAUCAUGGAGGUCAUCGUUUGGAACCGGGCGCUCUCGGAAGACGAGAUGUGGACCAGCAUGGAGUACCUGAACUGGAAGCUCUCUGGGCCUGAGUCCUGA
Messenger RNA from Symbiodinium necroappetens, 4059 nucleotides. The record is from the annotation of a GenBank genome assembly. NCBI's taxonomy places the organism in Eukaryota, Dinophyceae, Suessiales, Symbiodiniaceae.